AUGCAGCUGAUCCAGACUAUUGCCGGUUUUAUGCUAGCAGCCAGAAACAUACCCAUCGCUUCUGCAUUACAAACGCCAGCGGAGUUUCACCUCGUAUCUUCCAGUUCCGACACGGCUUUGGACAAUCUCUACCUCUCAACCAAAUCUACAGGCCCACUCAACAGCAACCCUGUCUUCCGCGAUCCAGCGAACGCUGCUAGCUUCUAUCUGACAAACACGACGCUCAAUUACGAUGCACCCAACAAAGCACCUUGGGCCUUGGCAUUAUUGCGAGGGAACACCGCACAGGGAAACAUGGAAGUUAGUGUGAAUCCUAGCGUGACAGUCGCUAUCAGUACUGGAUUUCAUAUCAAUGGCGAUAUGCAUCUGUACAGUGAGAGCCCAAGCUGGGGUGGCUGGCUAGGUAAGUCAUCACUCAGCAUGAACAUUCUUCUGCUUCUCGCUCUCCCCGAGUCAUGA
Messenger RNA from Penicillium oxalicum, 459 nucleotides. RefSeq lists its product as uncharacterized. NCBI's taxonomy places the organism in Eukaryota, Fungi, Ascomycota, Eurotiomycetes, Eurotiales, Aspergillaceae. Bases 1 to 459 code for a protein of 152 amino acids. The transcript has a single exon. The record is from RefSeq and is a predicted model, not a curated record.